Thrips palmi is the source of this 2062-nucleotide messenger RNA. RefSeq names its product putative beta-glucosidase 6. Gene Ontology annotation, molecular function: beta-glucosidase activity. NCBI's taxonomy places the organism in Eukaryota, Metazoa, Arthropoda, Insecta, Thysanoptera, Thripidae. Gene Ontology annotation, biological process: carbohydrate metabolic process. The transcript is spliced from 14 exons. The coding region runs from base 190 to 1701 and encodes 503 amino acids. The record is from RefSeq and is a predicted model, not a curated record.
CCAGACGAUCACAAGGAGCCCUUAUUCCGAGAACCUCUCGCACAUUGUGUGGUAGAGCGUUCACUGUGGCAAAGAGUGGCAUUUUCCCCACUGGUAGCCGAUUGGGAUUUCCAAAUAGAAGUUAGUCCGGCGUCAAGGAAGUCACAUCACCAGCAGCCCUCUCCGCGCGAAGACACAUCCAAGGUCGACAUGGCGGUGCUGAUCCUCGUUCUGCUGGCGCUCGCUGCUGGAGGACACGCUGCGGUCCUUUCCGGCAACGACGACGAAUUGUACGCCGUGCCUGACGGCCUCCUCAUCGGCGCCGGAGUGUCUGCGUUCCAGACCGAAGGCGCCUGGAACGAGGAAGGGAAGGCCGAGAGUGCUGCGGACCAUCUUUUCCGGACCGGGAACCUGACCAGCAUGGGUGUGACCGACCCCCACCUGCAGGACCGAGCAGCCGACUCGUACCACAGGUACAAGGAAGACAUCAGAAUGGCGGCCGAACUCAAGCUGAAACUGUAUCGUUUCUCGUUAUCCUGGUCGCGGCUUCUCCCCACUGCCAACGCGGCCGAGCCGAAUCCACAGGGCGUCGACUUUUACAGGAACUUUAUAUCAGAGAUUCUCCGCUACAACAUGACUCCUCUGGCAACAUUGUACCACUUCGAUCAUCCCCAAAUACUCGAGGACCAAUUCCAUGGAUGGCAGUCGCCUCAGAUGGUGGUCAAAUUUAAGGAGUACGCUGAGUUCGUGUUUAAAGAGUUCGGGUCAAUGGUUCCGUUGUGGGUGACACUCAACGAGCCCAACAUGUACUGCAGCUACUUCCCGUCCAUGUUCAUCGCCGGGGGACUUUACAAACCAGAGGACCAGAACUGGUACUCGUGCAUCCGACACGCCAUCCUUGGCCACGCGGAGGCCUACCACGCCUUCAAGGCCGCCCGGCUCCAGGGUCAGAUAGGCUUCUCUGCGGUCCUCAUGACCGGGUACCCGAACACGACACGUGCGGAGGAUGUCUACGCCGCCGCCGCCUACAACUCACUGCAAGCCGGCGUGGUUCUUGAUCCGGUGGUGUAUGGAGACUACUCGCAGUUGACCAAGGAAAUCCUGGGAUCCAAACUAGUGCCGUUCUCAGAGGAAGAGAAAAAAUUGAUUAAAGGAUCAACGGACUUCCUUGGCUACAACAUUUACGAUGGAGGUUCAGUGAGCUGGCAGAAUCCGAACGCCAGCAGUGGUGAUCCAACCCCAUUCAAUGGUUCGCCACUUCAAGAAGUGAGGUUUUUCAUCACCCAGCGGUCAAAGUCACUCAUUGACUUUUACGCGAUACGGGAAUGCGUUGUGUGGGCCUGGACCAACUACAGAGUGCCCGUAUUGAUCACAGAGAAUGGCAUCGGGAGAAAUGACAUCAAAGCGGCGUACCACAGUGCCUACCUUCGCAUGCUGGUGAAGACGGUCAAGGAGUUCGAUAUCAAAGUGAUUGGAUACACUGCGUGGAGUCUCAUCGACGCGUUCGAGUUUACCGGUGGAUUCACGCGACCGUACGGACUGAUCCACGUCGAUUACGAAAACGGAACUCUGGAACGGAGCCACAAAGACUCGGCCUCCUUCUGGAUCGAAAUGGCAGACACAGGCAACGUCCCUCUUGUGAACCUGCCGUCGUCGGCGACCGCCUCCUGCGUAUCCAUCCUGCUGUUGUGUGCAUCACUGGUUUUCACUUCAAUUUUAUAACCCUUGCAAGAUCUGUAAUUUGCGAGGGGGCAACCACUCUAGAAAUCUUGUGUCCCCUUAGUGCUAGAAAUCUCUGGGAAAUAUAAAAUCUUGCCCCCCUAAAGGCCAAAAACAAGCUAAUUUUGAGCGGAAUAACGGGUAAAAUCUUGCGAAAUUCGACGAAAUCUUUAGCCCGAAGAAAUCUUGUGUCCCCAAACAUCCUAUGUGGUUGCCUUCUCGGUAAUUUGCUCCGUCUUGUCUACCCUGUUCGUUGCAGCUUGAGCUUUUUCAGUGCCCACUGUGAAACAAGUUUGCAAUUUUCAAAGCAAUUUUGAUGAGAAUGUGCCGAACUCGUGUAUGAAUUAUACUAAACAUUGCAAAA